AGUAUACCAGCAGAUACAGAGUAAAAGAAAACAAAAACCUAGAAGAAAAUUAGCCCAACCCUCUUCAAAGGACUAUGUUUCGAGGAAGCCUAAAAAUAAAUAAUGGGAAGUUGGCUUCAUGAUGACGAACAACUGUACAAUUGCAGGUACAACACAGGUGGUUCACAAGACAGUUCAAACCAUCACUGCUGGAGAAAACGUGACUUUGCAGUGUCGACUGGCCAAACAACACGAAGUUGUUCAAAUCACCUGGCAGAAGGAGCAAGAAGAACCAGAGACCAACAUAGCCACCUACAGCAAGACUCACGGCACUAGAGUGCUGGGCAAAUUCCACAGGAAUGUUCACAUGUCUCAAAGUCAACUGAGAGUUUCUGCCAUCACCUUUCACGCUGUGACACUAAAGGAUGAAGGCUGUUACAAGUGCAUCUUCAAUGCAUUUCCUGUAGGAUCCAUCACAGGCAGGACAUGUCUCAAAGUCUAUGCUCUAACACAACCUAAAGUGACUGUGAGGCAUGUUACGGAUCCAGGCAAUGCAGAAGAAGUGCUAGAAAUAAGCUGCUCUGUAACAGGGAAGCCAGCUCCGGAGAUCACCUGGAAGGUCACCAAACCUCUUCUAAUCAAGCCAAACCAUUAUGUCAUCCAGCACCCAAACCAGACAGUGACUGUUGUCAGCAAUUUCUCUUAUGUCUCCUCCAAGGAUGUCUGGGAGAACCCAAUCAUCUGUGUUAUUCAGCAUCCCUCUUUAAACACUGCACAAGAGUUGACUUUACCUGAGAUGGGGAUUAAACAAGUCCAAAGCAAAGAUCCAGGAACUGUUGCUAUGAUUGUUAUCUGCAUAUUGGUUGUCAUAUUUCUCCUUGGACUAUUGAUUAUUUCCAUUUCCUACUGCUGGAGGAGACUACAUCCAGUAGAUUAAAAGCAAGACCCUCUAUGCUCAAAGCUCAAAGGGAGCAGGACAGGCUAUGUAGCCACAAAGCUCUGUCUUCCCAUAAAGGGGAAUGCCCAGCGGCU
Molecule: messenger RNA, 1011 nt
Organism: Rhineura floridana
Lineage: Eukaryota; Metazoa; Chordata; Lepidosauria; Squamata; Rhineuridae
Product: OX-2 membrane glycoprotein-like
Exons: 5
Coding region: 119-916 (265 amino acids)
Molecular function (GO): cell-cell adhesion mediator activity
Source: RefSeq, a predicted model, not a curated record